Molecule: messenger RNA, 1829 nt
Organism: Cajanus cajan (pigeon pea)
Lineage: Eukaryota; Viridiplantae; Streptophyta; Magnoliopsida; Fabales; Fabaceae
Product: protein DETOXIFICATION 19
Biological process (GO): xenobiotic detoxification by transmembrane export across the plasma membrane
Cellular component (GO): membrane
Molecular function (GO): xenobiotic transmembrane transporter activity; antiporter activity
Source: RefSeq, a predicted model, not a curated record
CUAAAGCUGAAACCUUUGUCUCGUAUGAACCUAUUCAUCGUUCACGUGCUUGUUAAAUAUUUCUGAAACUUUCAGCAUGUUUCAGUCAUAUCACUUUUGUUCUGAAAUUUUUUCAUUGGUCCUGCUACCAUUGAAAAUUCACCACUCUCUCCUUAAACCAUAAGAUAUCUUGUAUGGUUGAAGUGGUUCCUCAUCACAUAUAUAUAUAUAUAUAUAGAGAUAACGUAGAAGAUGAAAGAGAAGAUGGCGGCAAGUACUAGUUCAGGUGGAACAGAAACACCUCUAUUAAGGGAAAAUGAUAAUGGAAGAGAAAACACAAGACCUCAAGUUGUGGGGUGGUGGAAUAAAGUGUUGGACAUGGAAGAGGCCAAGCAUCAACUCUUGUUUUCACUGCCAAUGAUUCUUACCAACUUGUUCUAUUACUUAAUCACUUUGGUUUCUGUCAUGCUUGUUGGUCACCUUGGUGAGCUUCAGCUUGCUGGUUCUACUCUCGCAAACUCGUGGUUCAGUGUCACAGGCGUUGCUGUUAUGGUUGGUUUGAGUGGGGCACUGGAAACACUGUGCGGGCAAGGAUUUGGUGCAAAGGAAUACCAAAUGCUGGGAAUUUACCUACAAGCCUCUUGCAUCAUAUCUCUUAUUUUCUCCUUCAUUAUAUCAAUUAUUUGGUUCUAUACAGAACCCAUCCUAGUGUUGCUUCAUCAAUCUCAAGACAUUGCAAGAACAGCUGCUCUUUAUAUGAAGUUUUUUAUCCCGGGAUUGUUUGCAUAUAGCUUUUUGCAAAACAUCUUGAGGUUUCUUCAGACACAAUCUGUGGUAAUGCCAUUGAUUGUACUAUCAGCUCUUCCAUUGUUGCUUCAUAUUGGUAUUGCAUAUGGCUUGGUUCAGUGGUCAGGUCUAAGUCUUACUGGUGCACCAGUUGCAGCUUCUAUUUCACUAUGGAUAUCAAUGCUAUUAUUGGCCCUCUAUGUCAUGUAUGCUAAGAAGUUCAAGCAGACAUGGCAAGGACUUUCAAUGCACUCAUUCCAUUAUGUUUUUACAAACAUGAAACUAGCUCUACCCUCUGCUGCGAUGGUAUGUUUGGAGUACUGGGCCUUUGAAGUUUUGGUUUUCUUAGCUGGACUAUUGCCUGACUCACAGAUAACAACUUCGUUGCUUGCAAUAUGUGCAAACACAGAAUUCAUUGCCUACAUGAUCACUUAUGGUCUCAGUGCGGCUGCAAGCACGAGGGUAUCCAAUGAAUUGGGAGCAGGCAACCCGGAACGAGCUAAACAUGCAAUGAAUGUCACUCUCAAGCUCUCUCUCCUCCUCGGUUUCUGUUUUGUUUUGGCACUUGGCUUUGGUCAUAAUAUCUGGAUUCAGUUUUUCAGUGAUAGUUCCACAAUUCAAAGGGAGUUUGCUUCAGUGACACCCUUGCUUGCCAUUUCCAUAUUACUAGAUGCUAUCCAAGGUGUCUUGUCAGGGGUGACCAGAGGAUGUGGCUGGCAGCACUUGGCGGUUUAUAUUAACCUUGCAACAUUUUAUCUUAUUGGUUUACCAAUAUCAUGCCUCCUAGGAUUUAAGACCAAUUUGCAGUAUAAGGGUUUAUGGAUUGGUCUGAUUUGUGGGCUGCUUUGUCAAACUGUGACACUGUUCCUUGUCAUAAGGCGUGCCAAAUGGACUAAACUGGAUGUCUCCGGGGACAAAGAUAAAGAACAACCUCAUGUUGUUUAACUGAAUUUAUGAUCAAGAAAGUUUGGCAUUCUAUAUGUAAGAAAUGAUCACUAGGGGAGACCAUGAUUUUGUUGGAAAGUAAAUUUAAUAGAGCACAAUUUUUUUUUUUUUAGAUUUAU